Colletotrichum karsti is the source of this 1434-nucleotide messenger RNA. RefSeq lists its product as uncharacterized. Bases 1 to 1434 code for a protein of 477 amino acids. The record is from RefSeq and is a predicted model, not a curated record. Gene Ontology annotation, molecular function: oxidoreductase activity, acting on paired donors, with incorporation or reduction of molecular oxygen; monooxygenase activity; iron ion binding. The transcript is spliced from 5 exons. Lineage: Eukaryota; Fungi; Ascomycota; Sordariomycetes; Glomerellales; Glomerellaceae.
AUGAAGAAUUGGAAGUUUGACUGCCCCGAAGUACCGAGAGACGGGCCAAACCUCGGAUCAACUCUCAAAAAGGGUCUCGUACAGUACCCCGAUGAGCCGUUCAAGGUGAUCACGGCGGAUGGCUUCAUCGUGUUCCUGCCCGCCCGUCACAUCCAGGAACUCUGUAUGCACCCCAGAACCGAGGUUUCCUUCGGCCAUAUGGUUCUACAGUACUUUUCGUCAUGGGCAACUGGCUUUGGUGUCAACAACGAUACGUUUCUCAGGGGCACCAAAAUGGGGCUCCUGACGAAUGGUGCUCGUUUCAUCGAACCCAUGAUAGACGAGACAGAGGCGGCCUGCUCUCGGAUAUUCGGCUGUGGCGGAGAUGGCAAGAGUGACGAGAAGGAAUGGACGUCCGUCAAUGUCAGCUACGCCGCCGGCCAGCUCACAGCUCAAGUUAUGGGUCGUGCAUUUGUGGGCAAGUCGCUCUCAAGAGAUCAGUCUUGGGUCGAUGGACAAGUAUCAUACUUGGCCUACGUGUGGGCGGCCGCUCGAGGCAUCCAGAAAUGGCCACUUUGGGUACAGCCGCUGGUGUACCGGUUCGUCAAGGGUUACAAAGACUUACGCCAGGAGGAGAAACGGCUUGCAGAAAAGCUGAGACCCGAGUUCGACGAAGCCAGACUCGGAAUCUACGGUAGCGAUGUGAACACGAAGCGGGAGCAGACCAUGAUCGACCACUUCCUCACCGUGACACAGGCCAACAAACAAGAAGACAUUAUGUUUCAUAUGACACUACAAUAUCAGCUUAUCUUUACCGCCAUACACCCGACCUCAGAAACGAUCGUGGUCACCAAGUUGUGGCAAGUUCUCUACGACAUUGCACUCUAUCCUGAGUGCCAGGAAAUCCUGAGACAGGAACUUGCUGGGGUUGAUCGGACAGACCACAAGUCCUGGCUUUCUCAGGUGCCAAAGAUGGACAGUUUUAUGAAGGAGUCUCAGCGGCUGCAUGCCGCCUCACUCGUCACUCUAACCAGGAUGGUUCUGAAACCGAUCACGACUUCAACAGGGCUGCACUUUCCGGCCGGCAGUCAAAUCUCAUACAUGACGGACGCCGUCAACCUCGACCCCAACAGGUGGUCUAAUCCUGAAGAGUUCGACUGUCUGCGAUUUUACAAGUUGAAACAGGAUGUCAAGACCGAAUCUCAGCUUGUAACGCUGAAUUACUCAUACUCGGGCCCGGGGCAGCUUAAUUUCGGCUACGGCGUUCAGGCGUGCUGCGGCCGUCAUUAUGCCGGAUGGUUCAUCAAAAUGGUGCUCGCCGAGCUGGUGACCAUGUACGAUCUGAAGCUGAAGGACGGCCCCGGGGUCGGAGACGGGAUGAGGAACUUCACCAUCCGGAGCCAGAGGAUCGGAAAUCCGAAGGCCGAGAUCUUGGCUCGCAGACGGGAGAAGUGA